UAUCUCAAAAAUUCAAAUUCCUGCAAAAUUACCUUUCAUCUCCCCUGUUUAAAGCAUUGUUUAAUUUGACCUUAUAAACAGAACGCAUGUGGAUGAAAUUGGACCAGGUUUUAGUGUUAAAAGUGUGGGUGGUUCACAGUUAUUUUGGUUGGAUGUUACACUCCUCUUCCCCCUUAUUUGCCUGAGAUUGAAGCAAGUGUUAUCGACAGCACACCCACUGGUGCACACACACUUCUUGUCCUUGUGUGCAACAUUUUUGCGACUGCAGAGAGACUCAGACAUACGAGUGGACAUCAGCAAUCGAAAUAUUUUCCUUUUUGCAUGUCAUCAUGCGCUGGUUGCUGGCUGGAUACUGCGGGCUUGCUCUGAUCAACAUCUCAGUGGCUCUAAACAUCAUCAAUCCGAUCAGACAGAAGCCGCGGUUCUAUGGAGUGAUGACCUACAAGCCAGCCGUGGUCAUUUACUGUUUGAGCCCCAAGCAAAACCAGUCAGCCACUGUGGAGUGGUACAAGGCUAACAAGUACAAUGAAGUUCAAGAAAACAGAAUACGGAUAUACCCAGAUGGCAAAAAAAUAGAAAUGAAUCCCAGGGAAAUUACUACGCUCCGUUCCAUUCUCCAAAUCUUUAAUCCGAGGAUCAUGGACACAGGAGUGUACUUCUGCAAGUUAAACGACGAAUGGGGACCUGGCACUGAAGUUCAAAUUACCAGACCACUUCUCCGUGACAAGGCACUGUACAGGAGCAAUAUCAAGGAUGGUCUCAUUGUCCUGCAGGGCCUGCUGCUGGCUGUGUGUAUUGCUGCUGUACUGCUACAUAAACGAACAAUGGGUGAAAAGUCUGACAGCAUUUAUGAGGAGCCUGAAACUGAUCACAUCUAUGAGGGUUUGGCGAUUGAGACAUGUGGAGGAGGUCUGUACGAGGAACUCUCUGUUUACGCCCAGCCCGAAGGAGCCGAGGCCCCGUGGGAGUGAGACUGAACUACUUCUAACCUCCACACUUCACCUUAACGUCUAAAUUAUAUGCUGUAAAGAGUCAGAUGUGCAGAUCGGUAAUUUUCUUGAGUUUUUUGUAAAUGUGCGACACCUUUUUUAGCUUUUUCUAAACCGCUUGUAAUAUCUGCUGUUGAUUUUAGGCUGUUUAAUGACUCUGGAUUGAAUUAAUCAGGUUCGAUUUCACAUUUUUUGGUGCUUAAAGAGACUUUUUUUGUGUGUGUUUGUGUGUGUGGUUUUAAAAAUGGCUUUUCUGGCUUUGACAGUUUGAUUAUUUAAGAACAAGCUCUUCACAGAUGUGGUGUGCACUAGAGCCUGAGCUACUUAUUCCUGCUGUGUGAUUAUGUUAGAGAAUAUGUAAAGGGAAUAAAAGCAAUAAAGACAGAAUCCA
Molecule: messenger RNA, 1380 nt
Organism: Acanthopagrus latus (yellowfin seabream)
Lineage: Eukaryota; Metazoa; Chordata; Actinopteri; Spariformes; Sparidae
Gene: cd79b
Product: CD79b molecule, immunoglobulin-associated beta
Exons: 5
Coding region: 330-971 (213 amino acids)
Biological process (GO): B cell differentiation; B cell receptor signaling pathway
Cellular component (GO): B cell receptor complex; external side of plasma membrane
Source: RefSeq, a predicted model, not a curated record